CUCGCCACGAACCGGAGACGCCGCGGGGCGUCUUACCUACCCAAGCUUCGUCUCAUCAUCCUUAGGGCGAGAGCAAGGAAUCGCAAAACAGCAUGGCCACAGCAGCGGGUUCCUCGCCGCUAGAGGACUUGGACCUGAGCAAAGAGGAGGUCCAGCGGCUCACCUCCGCUUUCCAGGACCCCGAUUUCCGACGCAUGUUCUCCGAGUACGCGCAGGAGAUCACCGACCCCGACAACCGGCGGCGUUACGAGGCGGAGAUCACAGCGCUGGAGCGGGAGCGCGGAGUGGAGGUGCGGUUUGUGCACCCGGAGCCCGGCUACGUGCUGCGCACCAGCCUGGACGGGGCUCGGCGCUGUUACGUGAACGUGUGCAGCAACGCGCUGGUGGGCGCGCCCAGCAGCCGCCCGGGCCCGGCGUCUGGCAGCCAGUGGUCCCUACCCUACAGCCUGGCGCCCGGCCGCCAGUUCGCGGGGCGCGGCGGCUCCCGCUACACCGUUUACGACGUGGUCUUCCACCCCGAUGCGCUCGCGCUGGCCCGGCGCCACGCGCGCUUCCGUCAGAUGCUGGACGCCACGGCCCUGGAGGCGGUGGAGCAGCAGUUCCGCGUCCAGCUGGACGGCAGGAACGCCAGGACGCUAAAGAUCAAGUACAAGGGGACCCCAGAGGCGGCAGUGCUGCGCACACCCCUGCCGGGAAACUGCGCGAACCGGUCCGCAGGGGCUCCCGAGGGGCCGCUCCCCGACUUCCCCUACCCCUACCCGCACGCCGUGGCCGCAGAGAACCCCGCGGGCCCGCGGGCCCCGGCGCCCUCCACUCCCGCGACGGCGCCGCAGCCCGCGCCCACCGAGCCUCGCUGCAGCGUGGUGCAGCGCCACCUCGUGGACCUGCAAGAUUACCGCUGCUCCCGGGACUCGGCGCCCAGCCCCGUACCGCACGAGCUGGUGGUCACCAUCGAGCUCCCGCUGCUGCGCUCGGCGGAGCAGGCGGCGCUGGAGGUGUCGGGAAAGCUGCUGUGCCUCGAUUCGAGCAAACCGGACUACCGGCUGCGGCUCUCGCUCCCGUACCCGGUGGACGACAGUCGCGGCAAGGCGCAGUUCAUCAAGGCGCGGCGGCAGCUGGUGGUCACCUUGCCUGUGGCACAGUGCGCUGCGCUCCCAGAGCCCAGCUCGACGCCGGAAGAGUCUCCGGGCGCGCCCGGAAGUGACGUAGGGAGCGCGGCUCCUGGGGCCCCGGAACAGCUGGUCCCAGAGUCUGUGGAGCCGAACGUGGGUACGUCUUGGCGCUCGUUCCCGGGUCUGGAGAAGGAGCAGCCUCCCGGAGCUGGAAGCUGGCCUGGGGACGCAGGGAGAGGCUCCCCUUGUGCUUCGUCCCGGGGCGCCGGUGGGGAGUCUCCGGCAGGAAGCGAGGGCGCGGGCGGCCCGCGCUCGGGCCGAGCCAUGGGAGGCUCGGCGGCCGAGAGCGGGGAUCCUUCGUGUCCUGCCCUGCAGUGCAGUCAGGACGAAGACUCCCUGACUCUGCUAGUUCAAGUGCCCGGGGUUCAGCCACAAAGCCUCCGAGGAGAUCUGAACCCCCUCCGGUACAAAUUGAACUUCGCCACACAAGACUUAGCUUAUUCCUUCCACUUGCAGUUUGCUCCAGAGAAUAAGUUGAGUACCAAAGAACCCGAGAUUAGCGUUUCUUCAGACAAUGCAGUGAUAGUGCUGGCCAAAUCUCCAGGGAGCCGUGGACAUUGGCGAGAGUGGUUUUACGGUUUAAACAGCUGUUCUUUGGAGGCGCAAGGAGACACAGUGGAUUCUCUGAUUCGUAGACCUGUGGGGUUGUAUGCAAAGUCGAGAGUGUUUUCCCCUGGAGAAAAGGAUCUCGCUAUGUAUUCCAGGCUGGCCCCAAACUUGCUGAGCUCCUCCUACCUCAGCCUCCAGAGUGCUGGGAUUACAGGCGUGUACCCCAACAUCAGGCACGAAAUCUGUGUCAUUCUUAUAAAUAACUAUAUAUUAGUGUCAUGCUGAAGUACCUCAGUUCUUAAACAUAGAAUAUACUUCUUUGAACAAAUUUUUUUUUAUGGAACCAGGGAUUGAACUCCGGUCCUUGCGCUUGCGCAGCAGGCGGUGAAACCACUGAGCUAAAUUCCCAGCCCUAUACUUCUUUUAAAUAAAAUAUAAUGGGCUCUUACAUGGCCCAAAAUAGAAAAACUGUUCACACAAUAUUGAACAGAUCCUUUUGUGUAUUUCUUACCUGGCUCAUUAGAAAUUAUCCUGAAACUGAAUUGUAUUUUUUUUUCUUCUUUUUUUUUUUUUUUGGAGACAGGGUCUCAUUUUGUAGUGCAGGCUGGCCUUGAACUCACUGUGUAGCCCAGGAUGGCCUCAAACUCAGCGAUCCUCCUGCCUCAGCCUCCUGAGUGCUGAGAUCACAGGUGUGCGCCACCAUGACCGGCUAAUUGAAUUGUAUUUUAUACCUGGCAUUGGAUUUUGUGAUGGUUAAGUCUGGGCUUGACUUGUGGCAAAUUGAUUGCGUUGCCAGGGCUAUCCCGUUGGUGAAUUCCUGACUGGAUGGGCUGCCCAAAUAGCUGCAGGAGUGGGUGACUGGGACAUGAUAUUGGGUACUAUUUCUGGUUCUGGGCCCUUCCCCUGCUCUUUGCUUGCUGGAUGUCUUGACUUGACCAGCUUUUCUCCCACCUGCCUUUCUGCCAUAUUUCUACCUUGGAUCUGGCCAGCCAUGAACUGAAACUGAGCCAAAAUAAACAUUACCCAGGUGUGGUGGCACAGGCCUGUAAUUUCAGCACUAGAGAGGCUGGGGGAAGAGGAUCGCCCCCAGCUUGAGGCCAGCCUGGAGUACAUAAGUGAGACCCUGUCUCAAAAAACCCAAAAUAGGGCCAGGGAUUUACCUCAGUGGUGCUGUGCCUGACUGGCAAGCACAAAGUCCUGAGUUCAGUCCCCAGUACCAGAAAAAAAUAAAGUAAAAAUAAAUAAGAAAAUAAACAUCUCCUCCUCUAGGUUGUGGGUGUUAGGUAUUUUGUCCCUGCGACAGAAAGCUGACCAAUGCACAUUUAUAUUAGAAGUGAAGUUAUUAAUACGAAGUAUUAAGGGAGAAAAAAAGAAAAAUACUGGCUGGAGAUUUAGCUCAGUGGUUCCACCACCUGCCUCGCAGGCACAAGGACGUGAGUUCAAUCCCUGGUACCAAAAAAAAAAAAAGAAAAAAAUACUAUUUGUAAGUUAAUACUAUCUAGUAAGAGAAAACAUACCUCAGAUUUAAUAAACCUAGAUAAAGAACCAAAGCUUUUAAACAUUUAUUUUUUAAAAAUGUAAUUAUACACACAUACUUGGUACAAUUUGUGUUGUUCUGUGCAAUAUUAAAAUUUUCUUUCUCCAAGACAACAUACAGGAAUAAUGUUAAGAUCAACGUUGUAGCUGGGUGUAGUAGCACAUGCUUGUAAUCCCAGCACUUGGGAGGUUUAGGCAGGAGGGUCUCCAAAAGUGAGCUUAGGCUAUGUAGUGAGUUCAAGACCAGCCUGAACUACAUAGGCAGACUCUGUCUCUUAAAAACCAAAAAAAAAAAAAGGCCAGAGUUUCAGCUCAGUGGCGCCACCCCUGCCUUGCAAGUGCAAGGUCCUGAGUUCGAUUCCCAGUACCAAAAGAAAAAACAUUUUAAAAAGUAUUACCGUGGGCUAGGCAUUUAGCUCAGUGGUUCUGCUGCCUGCCUGGCAAGCACAAGGUCCCGAGUUCGAUACCCGGUACCAAAAAAAGUGUUACCCUGAACUGUGUGAGCUUUUGUGAACUGCUUUUAGAUACAACUGUGUUAAGUAUGCCCUACAAGACAGAAUAUUUUUUUUCCCUUUUU
Heterocephalus glaber (naked mole-rat) is the source of this 3834-nucleotide messenger RNA. NCBI's taxonomy places the organism in Eukaryota, Metazoa, Chordata, Mammalia, Rodentia, Bathyergidae. The record is from RefSeq and is a predicted model, not a curated record.